CCGCAACCCUGUGGGACACCGUCAGGCACCAGCGUAACCCGGAUGGAGGAAAGGGGAAGCGUCUCCAGGAGACGCCGGGUGUUCUACCCCUUGAAGAGGGGCGGUGGCAAGAGCCGCCGCGGUUGUUGCUGGUAUCGGCGGCGGUCCCUUCGGGCGCGGCGGUAUCAUGGAGCACAUCCGCACCACGAAGGUUGAACAGGUGAAAUUAUUAGACCGCUUCAGCACCAGUAUCAAGUCACAAACAGGAACUCUUUAUCUCACGGCAACUCAUCUGUUGUUUAUUGAUUCUAGCCAGAAGGAAACAUGGAUACUGCACCAUCAUAUUGCUGCUGUGGAAAAACUUGCCUUGACUACUUCUGGCUGCCCCCUAGUGAUCCAGUGCAAGAACUUCAGGGUAGUUCACUUCAUUGUUCCCAGAGAAAGGGAUUGUCAUGAUAUUUAUAACUCCUUGCUUCAGCUUUCAAGGCCAGCAAGAUACGAUGAGCUGUAUGCAUUCUCAUACAACCCGAAGCAGAAUGAAGUGGAGAGGGUGCAAGGGUGGCAGAUCAUUGAUCUGGCAGAGGAAUACAAUCGGAUGGGCGUGCCAAACUCUGACUGGCAUUUAUCAGAUGCAAACCGUGAUUAUAAG
Molecule: messenger RNA, 628 nt
Organism: Pogona vitticeps (central bearded dragon)
Lineage: Eukaryota; Metazoa; Chordata; Lepidosauria; Squamata; Agamidae
Source: RefSeq, a predicted model, not a curated record